Molecule: messenger RNA, 771 nt
Organism: Rotaria sp. Silwood1
Lineage: Eukaryota; Metazoa; Rotifera; Eurotatoria; Philodinida; Philodinidae
Source: the annotation of a GenBank genome assembly
AUAUCAUUAAAACGAUCAUCAAAUACAAUUGAUAAGUCUUUAAGUCACUUAUCUAUUUCUCAACCAUCACGAAAAAAAACAAAAGAUGGCCAAUAAUGAAAUUGAACAAAUAACUACAAAUGGAACAUCAGACAAGAAACGUUCAAAAUCUAAAAAAUAAAUUAAUCAUAAUAAUGACUAUUCUUGUAUAUCUGAUUAUUUACAAGUAACCAAUCGUAUAUUUAAACAAAUGUUAAUCAGUUCAUUAGAGGGUGCUGAUAAAAUUGUUAAACGAUUAAAUACAAGUGAAAAAGUAACUAUAUUCGUCAAUGUGCUUAUUUAAUACAUCGUCUAUGCUAUGUACAAUUGCGAGAAAGUCAAUGGAAGUAUUAUUAUGAUAUUGGUAUGCAAGAAAAUAUUUGAUCCGGCCGCGUAUCAAAAAAAUGGGCUGUUUUGGAUAGUAUGCAUCAUAAUUAUGGUUGCUCAAAAACAUUAAUCGCACAACGUCUAACAACUCUUCAACGACAACUUUAAGAAGCAUCACAAGCAUUACAAGUGUUUGGCAAUCCACCAUUACCUCAAUGUCUUUCUGAAAUGAAUCCUCCAUUAGAUUUUACAACAAUGUCAGCAAUGGUUACAGCUGUUGUCGGAAAAGGUCAACAUAAAUUAAGGCAACAAUUUGAAUAUAAUAAAAAAGUUUUAAAAUUAGACUCAACAGAUCAUCGUUUAGUACAAUAUGUUGAUGAUUUGAAACCUAAUAAACAACAAAUUCGCUCUAUUCGUAAUAUAUGA